UAGAUUUCAGCCAAUUACAAGAGCUGGAAAAAGUUUUCAAACAAGUGGCGUCCGUAGCCGUUGAAAUUCUUCGAGAUCUGCUGGUCGUAUGUAUGGUUCAUAUAAAGAGAGCAUUCGUAGUAUCGCUAUCCGUCAAAAGUUAGUUUUGAUCGUUGUGAUUGGAAACUUCACAUCAUUCAAGCUUUGAUCAUCAGAGAAACAGGCAAAAUAUUGAGACAGAAGAAGAAUCAUCAAUCUCUGUGGAAGAUUUAUUUCAAAGAUUGCUUUGAAGAGAAGCAUUCUAUGGACGGCGUGUGGCAUCUAAAUGCUCCGCAGUGGACGGACUUUGCAUCCAGUCCACAACCACUGGACGAUGGUUAUUUUGACCUGGAGCAUGAGGAGCUAGAGCCUCAGCCAGUGGUAAAACAGUUCUCAUGCACAGCUCCUAGUGCUCAACUGGAAGAGACAAAAGGAGAUACAAAAGCUAUAAACCGUAUGUUGAAGGUUCCAGAAUCAAAUGACUCUUUGAUACAAGACAUAGAAGUAGCAAAGUUGACUCCUGUUAAAGUUGUACCCAAGUUGAGAAGUAAAAAAAAUGCAACAAUCAAAGAAACUACAUAUGAUAAUGUAUUGACUGAAGCUAUGGCCAGCCUUCAACUUUCGGCUAGAAAGAAUGCAAGAAGGUCUCAUAGCAUUAGAAGUACACCAUCAAAAUUGACAUCAACACCAAUGACCACAGAAUUGAAACCUCUGAUCAAGUAUAAAGCUAUUCGUUCGACUCCAAGCAAUCCGAUUCCUGCGUGGAUUAGAAGAGUACAACCAUCCGAGAAGUUGAGAAAAUGUGAGAAAAAUAUUGCAGUACCAACCAUUGAACCAUGUCCAACAAUCGAGCAUGUAAAAACACUGGAUAAUCUAUCCGUGCAGGAUUCACAGCAGACAGAAAAUGCCAUAAUUGAUAACAAUGUUUUAGUUGUGCAAUCUGAAAAAAAGCCAGCUGAUAUAGAUGAUCCCUUAAAUAUGAAACAUAUUCCUGCGGACAGCAAGCCGAAAGCUACUGAAGAGGUGUCAAAUACUGCUGAAGAGCCAAAAGAUUUUGCAGAUUUUCCUAUAAAUGAUAAACUAAAAGUAAUCAAAGAUCCUGCUAUUGGUGACAAGAAAAAUGCUAUUAAAUUACUUCCUACUGAAUUUGAGUCUCAAGCUGCCAACAACUUGCUGGUCAAUGAUGCCACUCUUGAAAAUGCUCUGCCUGUUCCAGGUUGUAGUAAACGUGCUUCUAAUAUCUCGCAGCAAUCUUGUUUCUCAAACAAGGGGCAUCCGGCAAGAUUUUCUACAUGUCAACUUCGUAGGCAAAGUUUGAUAAAAUACAGAAGGAGGUCUAAUAAAUAUGUGAGCAUGGCUGAGGCAAUAUCCAAAUUUCAAACUGGGACACCAAAAAGAUUCAGAUCAAUAAGUUCAAAGAAUGCAAAACUUGGACCUGUGCAGAAGGUACGACAGGUUAGUGUGUCUGCAACAGUACCAAUUUCACCUGCUCUACGAUGUAAAUCAAGAACAAGACCUACAACCAUCUUGAGUCACGAGGAACGUGAGCAGCAGGAGUUACAAGAGCUGCGAAAAUAUUCUGCUCGUGGAAAUAUGGCUAGAGCUAAUUCUCUAAAAAGUCUGGCACAAAAUCCUGCACCUAAAACUGUUAUUAGGAAUAGAUCGGUGAGUUCUGCUCACCCUCCUGCUUCAACAUCAACAAAAAUAUGUAAGUCAAACAUGGAGGAUAAAGUAAAUCGAGAGGCAGUAAGAAUAAAAGUAACUGUACCUACAGUUGUUUCUACCAAGGAAGGAGUAGCAGUUCAAGAUGCUGAGAUCUCGAACUUUGGAGUGCCAGAUAUAACAAGUGCUAAAUCAACUACAACCAAGGUGAUGCCAUUCAGUUUUGAAAUGCGAAACAAAGAGCUCCAAAAGAAAAAAGAAAAAAAGAUUAAAGAACUGAUGAAUGAGGAACAGAAUAAAACAAAAGGAACCUUUCAUGCGCGGCCUGUUCCCAUUUUCAAGAAGCCUAUGCUCGCUGUUCCUAAAGAAACGAAUACUGCUAAGCAUAGUACUAAACCUUGUCCCUUCAGUUUUGAAAACAGAGAUAAGAACUUGCUGAAAAAAAAGGAAAACUACAUAAAGACUAUUUUGGAAGAAGACAAGAAAGCUAGAAUCUUUCAGGCCAAGCCAAUUCCAGAAUUUAAACCUGUUUUGGUGCGUGGAAUAUCAAAAGAGAAUAUAAGUUCAGGGAAUAAAGCUUCAAACUCUGCUCCUUCACUUCCUCAAAAAACUCGCAUUUCCACACUACCAAUCUCAAAAACUGGUUCAAGAAAUUGUUUGCUUACUAAGAACAAUUGUUCCAAUCAAGAAAAUCAAAAUCCAUCUGUGAAUUCUAAUGCCCAAUCUUCACAGAACUAUAAAUCGAAGGAAGAUAAGAGCAAAUAUGAGCCAAAGCCUAUAAAAGUAUUAUCUGAUCACGAGUUUCAAUUAAACACCGACAAAAGGGCAAAAGAGCGGAAAGAGUUUGAUGAAAGGAUCAAGCAAAAAGAACAGGAAAUAGAAAAGCUAAAGAAAGAAGCGGAAGCGGAAAAACUAAAACGAACUGAGAGUGAAAUAGCAGAACUCAGAAAAAUGGCUGAGAUUCAAGCAAGACCAAUGCCAAUUUAUAAACCUCCAGUUGUCAUUCGUUCCGAGAAACCACUCACCGAACCUCAAAGCCCUGGCUGGGCUUCAAAACCAAAGCGUUAACAGAGAUGACUAAUUUCGAUUAUUACGAAUGAUGGUAUGAAUAAACUAGUUUCGAAACGUGAUUGCUGUAUUAAAUAUUAUUAAUUUCCAAACUAUUGUAUCAUUUGACAUUAUUGAUGAUUGUUAUCUUUCAAGAUUAGAAUAAGCAUAUUAUUGGAUGAUGCAAACUAACAAGUGAUAUCGAUUCUGAGCAUAAAAAUAUAUUCAAAGGAAUGAUAAAAAUGUUGUCUUUAAAACCACAUAAAUAAUUAUUUUCUUCUUAAAACUCAACUUUACCUUUAUGAAAUUGCACUUUCCACAGUACUGUGAACUAUGUCUCAUAGACUUUCGAAAAUACGUAGAGAGCAUGUAGGGUGUAAGUAAGUCGGCUUGUACAUCUUGUGUUGCCUUACGUUACCUGGAUUCUUGUCUUUAAAAUACCCUCAAGACAACACAGAAUGUUUUUCUUUGUCAUGAUUGGUGUGAGGAUGUUUAAACAUAGUGUGAAAUUUAGAUAUAUCUGGAAAUAGAUUUGCAUAGAGUUAAAAAUGAGUGAAAAUCAGUAAUCUGUGAAAUAAGACACCUCAAAAUUUGUCUAAAUAUUAAUGUUGGAUUUAUGUAUAUCCAAAUAGCACUCUUUUAGUUGAGAUAUAGAAUCACAUGACAUCCUGCGGAUAACUUCAAUUUGUGAAUAGAUAUAAAAAAUAUUGCAAACAAAAAUAUAUUAUCAAACUGUAUUAUAGCAAUAAUUACGCUUACUUUUUGUUUCAAUUCGGACGUUAUCAACGGAGCAGCUUAUUAUAACUAAUGCCUAUUAAAACACAUCAAGAUUAACUUUCUUCCGGUACAAUAACAUUGAUUUUUGAUAAUAGAUUUUUAUAAUGUAAGUAUACGAUAACCCUGAAGAUUCACGAGUAUUCACACACUAUACUUCCUAUCUUUUUGCAUUAUGUUGUAAAACUAUCACCUAGAAAAGAUUUUUUGCAGUUAAAGCAUAAUAGCAAUCUUGUCAAGAUAGCCUGAUAUCGUAUUGUUCAUCCUGUGCUAGUUUUGCUUAGUUGUGCAGUACUCGCUUUGUGUAAUAAGUUUUAAUAUAGGAUUUCUUGUAGCACGACCUUACAAUCAUUUCAAAUAAAACUUCAUCAGUGAAAACAAUCUGACAUUGAUAAAUAUUUUCUUUGACUUGAAUUCAUUUUUAAACCAACAAUUAGAGACAAGUUUCUGUAAUAUAUACGUGAAUAAUUUUCAUAAUUAUAAGUUGCCGUAUAAAUGCGAAUAAUUUUGUUACCGACUUAUAGUUUAAUACUUGUGGCAAGAAAAACUACGAUCGGUAUUUUUAACAACUUGCAUAUUCUAUUUUAUUACCCAGACUCUUGCACAAAACCUUCAUUUAUGGGGGUUGUAUAUCUUGGAAGUAUAUUUUCUGUGAGAUUUUCAAAAUUUUAUGCAGUUAAUUCUAAGAGUGGAUUUUCAAUUGACGGAAAAGAAUGAUGGGUGAAGCUGGCAUUACAUGUAACAAACACUGUAAUAUAGAUUAAUCACUGUUGAAUAAAUAGUUUGAUACUUCA
This is a messenger RNA of Neodiprion fabricii, 4295 nucleotides long. RefSeq names its product targeting protein for Xklp2 homolog. The transcript has 2 exons. The record is from RefSeq and is a predicted model, not a curated record. The coding region runs from base 283 to 2748 and encodes 821 amino acids. NCBI's taxonomy places the organism in Eukaryota, Metazoa, Arthropoda, Insecta, Hymenoptera, Diprionidae.